AUGACGGUAGCUAUAGCCCCUCUCAGGGCUCAGGCCGCUGGCUGGUCCAGCAGUGAGGAGUCAGAGGAAGAGUCUCAUCCCCCUCGGGCCGCUCCCGUGGCAAUAUGGAAGGGCAAAGCCAGGGAAGAGGGGCAGAGUGGCUUCAGAUGGAGAGGAAGGCACAAGAUGGAGAUAAAGGAGGAAGAGGAAGAGUCUCAUCUCCCUCGGGCCGCUUCCAUGGCAACGUGGAAGGGCAAAGCCAAGGAAGAGGGGCAGUGUGGCUUCAGAUGGAGAGGAAGGCACAGGACGGAGAUAAAGGAGGAGGAGGAGGAGGAGGAGCAGAGUGUGAAGGGUUCAGGUGACGCAGAUGGAGAAGAUGAAGAAGACAAAGUGCACAGACUGGUCACACACCGGAAUUCAACUUGCACUGGUGUGUCUAUGGCUACUAAGUAUAAAUGCAUAGACUCCCACCACUCGCUGGUAAAGCAGUCCAGCAAAGAGGGUGACCAAUCAGAGAGCAAGGAGGCAGAUGAUGCCAUUAACGAUGGACAAGGAAGUGAUGGAGAUCUCAACCAAUCAAAGAAUGAUGAUGCAGGCAGGAGGAACGAGUUAAUGAAAAGAAAGUGGGGCUGGAGAAAGACCAGCAGGAGGGAGGAGCCUGAACAGAAGAGAGGGAGGAAGAAACAAACCAGGGAGGAGGAAAGUGAUGGAGAGAGUGAUGGAGAGGAGGAAGACAAGAAACAAGAGAGUGAUGGAGAGGAGGAAGAGGAAGAUGUUGCAACCAAAUGCAAACGUUCACAGAAUAGACACGUCCAGAACACAACAAGAGUCCGAGAGGACCAAAGUUAUGGAGGAGAGGAAGAGGAGAAGAGUGAUGCCGAGAAGAACGAUAAAGAAGACUCAGAGCAAGAUGUCUGCAACAGGUCAAGGGUCAAAGAGGAGAGAAGUGAUGGAGGGGAGAGUGAUGGGGAGAAGGAAGACGAGAAAGAAAAGAGUGAUGCAGAGGAGAAGAGUGGCAGAGCGGAAUCACAGCGGGAUGUAGUGACCAAGCGGAAACAAGUCUGCGACAGAAUGCGGGUCGACGAUCAGGAAAGCGCCGGGGAAGAACAUCACAUGUCAGACACAGAGGCGCCAUUGAGGUGCAGCCAGCGGAAGAGGGCGUGUGUUAAGGAUGUUAGCGUUGCCGUGACGGACGACAGCGCAUCAGAAGAGGACGCGCGUCCCAGGAAGAGACGUACGCCCGGCAAGUUGACCGGACUGAAGCACAGCAGGAAGAGACAGGCCGGCGAUGAGGAAGGCGGACUGGCCAAGAAAGGGGGGAGGCAGCGUGAAAGGAUGGGACCUUUCAUCUGUGAAACGUGCGGCGCCCUGUGUGAAAACAGGGCCACCAUGGCGCGGCACCAGCUCAAGCACACGGGCGAGAAGCCGUUUGAGUGCGAGGAGUGCGGCAAGCGCUUCGUCAACGCCACCAACCUGCGCAUCCACCAGACGGUGCACGCCGGCACCAAGGACUACAUGUGCAACGAGUGCGGUAUGCAGUUCACGCACCUGGCCUACCUGAAGCGCCACCUGCUGCGCCACACCAGCGAGCGGCCGCACACCUGCGUCGUGUGCGGCAAGGGCUUCGUGCAGAAGUACCACCUGGAGCGGCACGAGCGCACGCACAAGCUCCUCAGGUGCAGCGCGUGCGGGGAGGCCUUCGGCCGGAGCCAGACCCUGGCGGCGCACGUGCGCAAGGAGCACCCGGGCGAGGAGGUGGUGGAGGAGGCGGCAGCGGCGGCGGGGGAAAGUGCCGGAAAGGCCCGGGGUGGGAUUACGUGCGAGCUGUGUGGCAAGGUGGCGCCAGGGCCGUCGCAGCUGCUGGUGCACAUGCGCGUCCACACGGGCGAGAGGCCGUACAAAUGUCUCAUGUGUGAGCGACGCUUCGCUCAGAGGAGCCAGCUCAAUGCGCACCAGCGCACGCACACAGGCGAGAAGCCUUGGGUGUGCCCACUCUGCCUCAAGUCCUUUACCCGCCGGACGUACAUGGACCAACACAGGCGGAAUAUACAUGGGGAAAAACUCUGA
Molecule: messenger RNA, 2046 nt
Organism: Alosa alosa (allis shad)
Lineage: Eukaryota; Metazoa; Chordata; Actinopteri; Clupeiformes; Clupeidae
Product: zinc finger protein 260-like
Exons: 2
Coding region: 1-2046 (681 amino acids)
Biological process (GO): regulation of transcription by RNA polymerase II
Cellular component (GO): nucleus
Molecular function (GO): RNA polymerase II cis-regulatory region sequence-specific DNA binding; DNA-binding transcription factor activity, RNA polymerase II-specific
Source: RefSeq, a predicted model, not a curated record